Grammomys surdaster is the source of this 657-nucleotide messenger RNA. It is a transcript of the gene Rnf24, whose product is annotated as ring finger protein 24. NCBI's taxonomy places the organism in Eukaryota, Metazoa, Chordata, Mammalia, Rodentia, Muridae. Gene Ontology annotation, cellular component: endomembrane system. Gene Ontology annotation, molecular function: zinc ion binding; ubiquitin protein ligase activity. The record is from RefSeq and is a predicted model, not a curated record. The transcript is spliced from 6 exons. Bases 79 to 525 code for a protein of 148 amino acids.
UCGCUAGCAGUUCGCCGCACGAAAGCUGACUCCGGGCGCCGCCGCCCGCACGACCGCUGCCCGCCACCCGGUUCAUCCAUGAGCUCAGAUUUCCCACAUUAUAACUUCAGGAUGCCUAAUAUUGGAUUCCAGAAUCUGCCUCUCAACAUAUACAUUGUGGUUUUUGGCACUGCCGUAUUUGUCUUCAUCCUCAGCUUGCUCUUCUGCUGCUACUUGAUUAGGCUGAGACAUCAAGCACACAAAGAAUUUUAUGCCUACAAACAGGUUAUAUUAAAAGAAAAAGUAAAAGAACUUAAUUUACAUGAGCUCUGUGCUGUGUGUCUAGAAGACUUCAAGCCUCGAGAUGAACUGGGGAUUUGCCCAUGUAAGCAUGCCUUCCACAGAAAGUGCCUUGUUAAGUGGCUGGAAGUCCGAAAAGUGUGUCCCCUGUGCAACAUGCCGGUGCUGCAGCUGGCCCAGUUGCACAGUAAACAGGACCGCGGUCCCCCUCAGGAGCCCCUCCCUGGGGCAGAGAAUAUUGUAUAGCUUGCUGCAAGGAUCAGACUGUUGCUGCACACAUCAGUAUGGAGCCAGGAGGAACACAAGCAGACUCCACUUUGGCUGCUCUCUGCCUGGGGCACCCACUCUCACUUCCUUUGCCUCAUGAAGAACUCUUGA